Molecule: messenger RNA, 2194 nt
Organism: Pelodiscus sinensis (Chinese soft-shelled turtle)
Lineage: Eukaryota; Metazoa; Chordata; Testudines; Trionychidae
Source: RefSeq, a predicted model, not a curated record
GAGCUGAAGGGCCAUAGGGCUUGAAGAGGAAGAGAACAUCCCACAGGGCAGGCUCGUUCCCCCACCACCCAUGUGCAGGGGAUCCUGAGGUUAAGUCUCCAAGCAAAGCCUGGGUGGCCGCAGUGCCAUACAUCACACACGGUUCUGCUCUUGGGGCUGCUGCCUCUCCUGACUCCUAAAUCUGGUAAGGGUGGCUCUCCCGCCCAUGUCUCACCGCAUGCUCUGCUCUGCUCUUCUUUCAGGUGCUUUGGAGUAGAGCCCAGUGGAUGCACAUGAUGUUUUGAGGCACCAUGUUAGUCACUGCAUAUGUGGCCUUUGCUGUCCUGCUGGCAGUCUGCAUCGGUUUGGAGUUCUCCGCCUGCCGUGCCAAGCUCACUGGCAGUGCCUGUACCAACCCUGCCUUCCUGCGGUUCCAACUGGACUACUACCAAGUGUAUUUCCUGGCUCUGGCUGCUGACUGGCUACAGGGCCCCUAUCUCUAUAAACUCUACCAACAUUAUCACUUCCUGGAGGGUCAGAUUGCCAUAAUUUAUGUCUGCGGCUUUGCCUCCAGUGUGCUUUUCGGAUUGGUCUCCACCUCUUUGGUCGACUGGCUGGGCCGCAAGAAAUCCUGCAUCCUCUUCUCCUUGACCUACUCAGUCUGCUGUCUCACCAAGCUCUCUUGGGAUUACUUUGUGCUGGUAGUGGGGAGGAUAUUAGGGGGGUUGUCCACAGCCCUGUUGUUCUCUGCCUUUGAGGCGUGGUACGUGCAUGAGCACGUGGAACGGCAUGACUUCCCAGCAGAGUGGAUCCCGGCCACUUUCUCGAGGGCAGCCUUCUGGAACAAUGUCAUCGCGAUUGGAGCAGGGGUGACAGCCAACUUCUUUGCUGAGUGGCUGGGCUUGGGCCCCGUGGCCCCAUUCAUGGUCUCAAUCCCCUUCCUUAUGCUGACCGGCAUCUUUGCCAUGAAGAACUGGGAUGAGAACCAUGGCAAGAAGCGGGCGCUGUCCAAGACUUGCGUUGAUGGUUUGAAGUGUCUCCUGUCUGACCGGCGUGUCCUGCUCUUGGGCACUAUCCAGGCCUUGUUUGAAAGUGUCAUCUACAUCUUCAUCUUCCUCUGGACGCCCGUCCUCGAUCCCCACAACCCACCUCUGGGCAUUGUCUUCUCCAGCUUCAUGGCUGCCAGCAUGAUGGGGUCGUCACUGUACCGUAUUGCCACUUCCAAGAGGUACCACCUCCAGCCCAUGCACAUCCUUUCUCUCUCCGUCUUGAUGGUAUUCUUUUCCCUCUUCAUGCUCACUUUCUCCACCAACCCUGGCCAGGAGAACCCUUCUGAGUCCUUCUUGGCCUUCUUGCUCAUAGAACUCUCCUGUGGGUUGUAUUUCCCUGCCAUGGGCUUCCUCAGGCAGAAAGUGAUCCCGGAGAAGGACCAGGUAGGUGUGAUGAACUGGUUCCGCAUCCCCCUGAACCUACUGGCUUGCCUGGGUAUGCUUAUUCUUCAUGACAGUGACUACAAGACGGGCACCAGGAACAUGUUUACCAUAUGCUCUGUGAUGAUGGUGAUGGCAUUGCUGGCCGUUGUUAGCCUCUUCACUGUGGUCCGGAACAAUGCAGAACUCAAGAUGCCUAGCCUGCAGGGGCAGAAUGAGCUGUCUUCCCCGGAGCUGUGAUCAUGUGCCCAGCAAGGCUAACUCCCCUUGGUACAGUCUCCCAACAGCUUAACACUUAAGAGCACCAUGACUCUGGGCUUGAGGGGAGGACUCGAAGGGAGAGAGACUCUGGAAAAGAAAGAUGCACUGAGGACUCUCCUCUCCGUAGUGGGGCUGGGCCGGUACAUUCUGGCCUUUACUUGGAAAAACUUUUUCAGACAAAACUUGUACAAAUCACAAACAGCCUGGUGAGACCCCUAUCAAGCAUCGUUUGUUCCAUGCCUGCUUCCCUAAACUUCCUAACCCGGUCCUUCAAAUAUUGGGAACUCCCCUCUUCGUGUCUCUUUAUCCUCUGUUCUGUAGCUACCAAGUUUGGAGGCUGCGGGAAGAUCCCAGGUGGUAGGAGCACAGGUCAUGGCUCUAUGGCUCCUAACUUUAGUUGUGGGGAGUAAAGAGACUUUCUUUACACAUUGGAGGUACUGACCCCAGUUACUGCAUGAGCCAAACCCCACACCCUCUACUCUAUUAUUUUUAAUAAAAGAGGAACAAAACUUUCCUUGGAGGAA